Ahaetulla prasina is the source of this 8659-nucleotide messenger RNA. It is a transcript of the gene VWA2, whose product is annotated as von Willebrand factor A domain containing 2. The coding region runs from base 709 to 3033 and encodes 774 amino acids. Lineage: Eukaryota; Metazoa; Chordata; Lepidosauria; Squamata; Colubridae. The record is from RefSeq and is a predicted model, not a curated record. Gene Ontology annotation, cellular component: basement membrane. Gene Ontology annotation, biological process: calcium-independent cell-matrix adhesion. The transcript has 14 exons.
AUAGGCGGGGGCGUAAAGUCCUUCCCACCAACUCAGCCUGUCCAACAUGACCCAACGGGCCCUUGGAAGAGAAACAGGGAAACACCCCUCUGACUCCUGCGGAAAACCUUCCACGCUUUGGUGCAAGUUUGUGCAGAAAGUUAUCUUUGCUGCAGUCUCCUGAUCCGGGGCUGGGGAAGAGUUUUAGAGUGCUGCAGAAGAAAAUACAGCACCAGUUCUCAGCGUGCCUGGCUGGAGAGUAUAACUAUCUGACCCGGGGACUGUUUUAUUGCGGCAAAUAAACGUUGUCCGGAGCACAGCGCUGCCUUGUUCACAGAAAAGAAAGCAGAGUGAGUCGGUGUAAGGGGAACCCCGAUGUUACGUGCAGCCAGCGCUUCGCUUCCCCAACCCGCCUCCGGCAAGUUUACUUUGCACGUGUGAUGCGCUCUACCUUCGGCCAAUGAGUUUCGGGAAACAAGGGCGCAGGUAAGUUUCAUCAGUUGCUCCUUGCAAAACAACAACAGCCGCGGAUGAAGCCUCGAGAGCCGAAAAGUUGCUGCGCGGGGUGAUCGUUCCGAUCCGAAGAAGGGAGCCUUGCACGAAGGCUUAAAACAGUCUCCUAGAAUUGGGCGAGCGCCCCACCUCGCUCCCUCCGCUCCUCUUGGUGUAGCGUAGAGAUCACCAGAGUUGAGGGAUUUGGCAGACGGAGGCAUUUGGCAGAUUUUACGUAUGGUCUUCAUGAAUCUCAUACAUUUUGAGUCACUUUGCACUUUCCUGCUUUCCCAAGUAUUUAUAUCAUGGAGUAUCCAAGAGCUACAAGUCAGUCAAGAAGUAAUUGAGAAGAUUUCAGCUGCUUCCCAAUUCAUGAAUUGCUCUGCUCCAGUCGAUAUCUUAUUUCUGUUAGAUGGAUCCUAUAGCAUUGGCAAAGCAAGCUUUGAAAGGUCAAAAUAUCUGACAAUCAAGCUUUGUGAUACAUUGGACAUCAGCCCAGAAAAGGUUAGAGUUGGAGCAAUACAAUUCAGCAACACUCCUCGCUUGGAAUUCCCAUUGGAUGCAUAUUUCACUAAGCAUGAGAUAAAAGAUCAACUCAAGAAGAUUGUGUUCAAAGGUGGGCGAACAGAAACAGGUCUUGCUCUGAAAUACAUUCUUCAACAAGGAUUCCGUGGAGGCAGGAACUCAUCAGUUUCCCAAAUCCUUAUAAUUUUAACUGAUGGGAGAUCUCAGGACAAUGUGUCAACCUUAGCCCAGCAGAUUAAAGAAAGGGGGAUUGCAGUAUUUGCAAUUGGAGUCAACUUCCCAAGGUGGGAAGAAUUGUAUGCACUAGCAAGUGAGCCAGUGGAACACUAUACACUGUUUGCAGAAGACACUGAUGAUGCCUCCAAUGGGCUUUAUACCAUGUUUACACUCUCUGAUAUCUGCAAUGCUGCAUUUCCGGGUUGCAGGGCUGAAUCUCAUCCCUGUGAACGCAAAACACUUGAGCGAGUAAAAGAACUGGUUGGAAAUUAUUUCUGUUGGAAAGGAUCUCAAAGCAGUAAUACUGUACGCAAAUCACUCUGCCCUUUCUACAAAUGGAGAAACAUUUUCAUCAAAUAUCCAUCUACAUGCUAUCGAACCAUAUGCUCAGAUCCUUGUGAUUCAUAUCCUUGCCAGAACGGAGGCACUUGCAUUCAACAGGGAUUAGAAGCCUACCACUGUGUCUGUCCAGUGGAAUUUGGAGGAGAUUCCAACUGUGCACCAAAUAUAAAUCUGGAAUGCAGUGUGGACCUUCUUUUUUUGGUGGAUAGUUCAUCUAGCACUACUCUUGAAGGCUUCUUGCAUUAUAAAGCUUUCCUGAAAAGUUUUCUCCAUGAAAUGUGGGAUACAGAAACUAUUGGAAAUGUGGCCCUGGCUCAUUAUAGCAAUGAUGUCAAGAUGAUUGUCCAAAUUGGGGAUUACAGAGAUAUGUUCAGUCUGGUGAAGAUCAUUGAUUCCAUGGAGUUCAAUGGAGGAAACACUUUGACUGGCAAAGCUUUACAAUUUAUUACACAACAUGGCUUUAAGCGUGCACCAGUCUUUGCUGAUGUUCCUGAAGAUCUUCCCCAUGUUGUCGUAUUGCUCACAGAUUCAAAAGCUGAGGAUUCAGUGGUAGAAGCAGCUAAGUUUAGUAGGAAACAAGGUAUUUCUAUUAUUACAAUUGGCAGUGAAUUUUUAAGAAGAGAACUGGAGGAGAUUACAGGGAAUCCAAAGCGGACCAUUAUCUACUCCACCACUCAAGAGCUAGUCAAUAAAAUUACUGAAUUACAGAGAAAAAUCUGCAGCAUCGAUAGCCAAGGCUGCCUAUCUCAGCCCCUGGAUUUGGUUUUUGCUCUGGAUUCCUCAACUUCAACUGGAAGGUUUAACUUUGCCCAGAUGAAAAACUUUGUCAGCAGCUUCUCUUCCCAGUUUGGCAUCAAUAGGGAUGUAACACAAGUCAGCCUUGUUGUCUUUGGUAAAAGGCCUCAAACAGUAUUUGGACUGGAUACACAUGUUACUAGUUCAGCUCUUCAGGAAGCCAUCAAACAAGCUCCCUUUACAGGUGGCUCUGCCUCAGUUGGAAGUGCCUUGCUUCAUAUUCAUGAUGAUGUCACAGUUGUCCAAAAAGGAGCAAGGCCUGGUGUGAAAAAAGUUGUGGUAGUACUCACAAGCGGAGCUGGCAUGGAGGAUGCCGUAGUCCCUGCCCAACAGCUACGCAGUAAUGAUGUAUCACUUCUUAUCAUUGUGACAGAACAUGUACAAAUGGACUUGUUGUUGAGGAUUGCAGGCUCUUCUAACAAUUUGGUGAGAAUUUCUUCUUACGAAGAUCUCAGACAUAGCGACGACUUUAUCAUGGAAAAAUUGUGUGAUGAAGCCAAAAUGCCAGUAAAUAUCUGUAAACCUAACCCCUGCAUGAAUUAUGGAAUUUGUAUUCCUAAAAAUGGCAACUACUGGUGUCAAUGCCAAGGCUGGGAAGGACCGCAUUGUGAAAACAGAAUUCGAAGCAGUGACACUUCACAAUCAUGGAAACAUCCUGCAAUGAUCCAUACUCAUCUAAAUUGAGAUGAUUGGGGCUGCUAUACAGAAUUCACCAGUAUUUUAAAAAAAAAAGACACAUGGACUAGAUGCUAAAACAGACAAAAUAACUUUUACCUUUAGUUACUGAAAUCAUACAUAUCAGGAAAGCAAAAUAUACAUUUACAAGCAGUAUGCUGUUUCUAAGCACAAAAGUUUUGCACAAAAAUAUCUUAUUGUAAUCAAAAAUAAGGUGACUAAUAAUCUUACAUACUUUUAUAUUGCAUAUUUAUGUUGAUAUACUAUUUUUUCAACAUUACCUCUAUAUAAUGAUUGCCAUAAAUCCAAGGUUUAACAACAGAACAACUUGACAAGCUCUGACAUGGCUUACAAAAGCUAUACUUACGUUGCUAGAUACAACUAUAACAAGUGAGAAGCUUUCAUACACAAUACUUACCCAGAUUUGAUCACUGAAGACUGAUUUUGUGAAACCUGAGUUUAUUUCCAAAUAUACAGGAUGAAUACAAUUAAGGCACAUUUUAGCCUUUUAAUGACCUCCAGAUCUACUGGUUUAUAUAGGAUUUUAUAGAUUGGCAAGCCCACCAUCAGUCACCAAAGAUAAUGGCUUGUAUCCAUUGUUUUACAUGGAUGGUCUAUUCUUUCCUCCCAAUUCCAACUGCAAUUCCUUUAGUUUUUGUCCUUUAAUUGGAAAGUUCUAUCCCUUUGACCAAAGCCUGAAUAAAAUAAAUUCCCAUUUCCAACCAUUUUUUUAGCAUUUUGGGGACGUGCCAAGUUUACUAUUAACUGCAAAAGGAAGUAUCUGUAGUUACUGCUAUUUUUUUCUUAUGGUUUUAUUAAUCAAGUCCUAUGAUUUUAUAAAAAGUAUCAUCUGCCAUCUAAUUAAUCAGAGAAGAAGGAUUGUAGUGUCCCAAAAGCCCUCUGGAUAAACAAGAGUUUGCCUUGUGUUAUAAUGGAAGAGAUUGUUCAAUGCUGGCAUGCUGAAAUUGCAGCUAAGAGAACAAAUAUUAACAGUGCAACAUUGCUGUAGUACAAACGGAAACAUACAUGAGAAGCAAACUAGCUACCAAAUGUGUGAAUUUACCGAUUAUGCCUCAAUUCAAUGAAACAAACUAUUCAUCUAGAUGAGUGCACAGUCUUUUUUUACUUUUGCUUAUCAUCUUUUAUCUCCAAGAUAACAAAGAAAUUCCAUUUAUGUUAUAUCGCAUCCUAUAAUGGUAUUCUGGUGGAGGAAAAGGAAGCAGAAUGUAUAGUUAACGAUACUCGUAAUAGGUAUUAUACGUUUUAGUUCUCCAUAUGCAAAACAAAGUGCCUUUAUGCAGCUGUGAACGCUAAUUGUUUAGCUAUCUUGAAAUUUGUUUUAUAAUAUAAACUAGGUAUACUAUGUCUUGGUUGUGAAAUUUGGACAACCACUAAUGGCAGCAAAGAGAUAAAUACAGAAGACUAUUUUUAUGCUGCUAUCUAGAGAUAAUCUUAUUUUUUUCAGCUCAAAUAUGAUCUCCCUGGAUUCUAUAAAUGUUUCCACAACUGAAGAUACUGAACUAUAGUUAAAGUAAAGACCAAAAGCCAGAAUUUAUACAAGUUAUGAUGAGAACUCAGAGAUGAUUAUCUAAUCUAGCUUUUUUUGUUAUAUAGUAAUACAAAACUGAUUUGAAGUAACUCUCAAACAUAAAAAUAUGGAUAUAGCACCAUUUCACUGUUGCUUUCUAGCAAUUGAUAUAUAAAAUACACUAUCUAUGAAGCCAGAGAUGGUAGAGUACAGUGGAAUGGUGGUAACAUUGAUAGACACAUUAUAAAUUUGUCUGUUCCCAUUUUUAAAUUAUCUAAGUUGCUGGCUUCCACCCACAUCCAAAAUUAUAGUAAAUCAAUCCAUUUUUAUUUAUGAUGGCUGGCAAAUAAAGAUGAGAUUAAAAAGGGGAAAAAAGAAAGUCAAAAUAAAUGGGCCAGUUUAGCUCAGGCUGGUAAGGCCUGUUAUUAAGAACACAAAGCCUGCAAUUACUGCAGGUUCGAGCCCAGCCCAAGGUUGACUCAGCCUUCCAUCCUUUAUAAGGUAGGUAAAAUGAGGACCCAGAUUGUUGGGGGGGCAAUAAGUUGACUUUGUAAAAAUAUACAAAUAGAAUGAGACUAUUGCCUUAUACACUGUAAGCCGCCCUGAGUCUUCGGAGAAGGGCGGGGUAUAAAUGUAAACAAAAAAAAAUAAAAUAAAAAUAAAAAUAAAUAAGCCUUUAUAAGAAUCCCUCUGAAAUCUUACUGUGAGUUCCCUGCCAAAGUUGUGAGGUGCUAGAUUACAAAGCUCUCUUACAUUGUGGGUCAUAUAAAAACCUAAUCAGUGAGUAGGCAUUCAACAUGGUAAUUGGCUGAUUCUCCAGGUAUUGCUGAUAGAAGGAAAAAAAAUAUGAUCCUGAUGCAAUCUUGCAUUAAACUGCUGUAUAAAAGAACAUACAUUAUUGAUUCUACUUCUUGUGUGCUACAAGAGCAGAAAUGGAGAGCCAUAGGAAGUCUAUAAUAUUUCUCCUUAGUGCUGAAAGAACAGCUUUGAUAGUUGAUAGUUUGAUAGUAGGAUGUAGGAACCGUGCCUCUUUGAUUCAUUCUUUUUGGUACUUCAGAAAAAAUGGGCAAAGUAUCACUGGAAACAGUACACCCAGUGGGCUGAUAAGUUUGAGCCAAUAACUGAAUUGUUGGAGGCAAUACGCUGACUCUGUAAACCGCUUAAAGCACUAUGAAGUGGUAUAUAAGACUAAAUGCUAUUGCUAUUACUAGCCAGAUUCCUUACUCUAAUCUGCCUUCCUCCAAGCCUAAGAGAUGCAUUUCAGAUACAUUUGAAGUAUCACACCUCAAAAACUUAUUUUUACACAUCUUGAUUGAACACAUCCCAAGAGAUUAAAGCUAGAAUAUGGUCCCUUAGCUGCCCCAGUUAAAAGUUAUGCUAAAGCUUUUGCCUGAUAAAAUGUAGUGACUUCAGUACCAAAUUCCCUAAUUUCACUGAAGAAUACUCAGAAAGUGAUCAAGUUAAGAAAGGCUGGUUUAGUGCGAAACAUAAAUGUGGGUGAUAUAGAAUUAGAGCAGUGAUGGGAAGGGAUGGUGAGAAAGUCUGUAUUACGAACAUUAUUUGGCAAGAAAUCCUUCAGGAAGGCAAGUUAUUUUGUAACUGCUACCAAUCUAUUUUAGAGCUCCCUAGAUAAUAGUUUGCUAUCUAACCCUGCAAUCCUAUAUGUGUCUGCUCCAAAGUAAAUCCCAUCAGUGUAGGUUUACUCAUCAGUCUAAGUUAGCUAAGCAGUGUAUCCAUCUGGCAAGCUUUUUUUUAAUUAUAGAAAUAGCAUUAUUCAUAAAAGUCUGUAUCUUUUUUUUACAAGCAAGCCAAUGAAGAUUUUAUAUUGUUCAGAAAUGUACAAAUGCAGCUGCUAAGCUUUCAGGGGUUCUUUUCUGCUGAUUCUGAACGUGUUUCUCUUCUCCACUUACUGUAUUUCCCUUAUGUGGGAAUAAAAGGAGUACAUAGAGUCAUUUUUGCUUGAAUAACCAGUUUGCAGAUCAAAAGCAUCAGCAAUUCAUGUUGGUAUGUUUAAUAAAUAUUUAACAUGCUGCAGUCAUUUGAUAUGUGGGUCCACUGUGUGGUAAGACAACAUAAAUUGCUUUUUUAAAAAUAUGCUGAUGAGUGAUAAUAACAUUAGGAGUGAAUACAAAGAAGCUGGAGCGGAGAGAAAACUGGUCUGAGCUCUAAGCCAACAAAAAUUUAUUUCUUGUAGGAAUACUCAUUUCAUACCUAUUCCCUCUGUGUCUCACUAGAGACACAGUGCUGCCGUUUCCUCCAACUGUAUUCCUCAAAUUCUGAUUAAAAACGGCGAGCAUUAAUGAAUUGAAGCAGGUUCCUGUUUACCUGAAAUGAGGAGGUGGCACGUUUUCUGUCUAUUGCGUGUUGGUGUGGCAAACAAAGCUUUCAUGUCACAGAGGUGAGGGCUGACUACUUAAGAGUAGGACAUGUUAGCACAGGUUAUGUAGCUUCCAUGGAGCCAAUAAAAGGGAGCAAAAUAUGAGGUGGGGAAUAGCACUCUCCUUAAUGGUUGGGCUGCACAAUGAAAUGCAUUCCAGGUCAAAACGAUUCUCAGGAUACUAUGGUUAUAGGUAGGCCUUGCUUAACAACUUAGAUUAUGAUGGACUCCCCCAGAAGGAAUUUAUGACCUGAUUCCUAAGUUCUGACAGCCACACACACUCCCUGUUGCCACAAAAUCACAUUAAGGCGUUUAGCAACUGGCUUGCAUUUACAGUUGUUUUCAGCAUCCUGUGGUCACAUGAUAAUGUUAUAAUCACAUGAUAAUGAUUUAUUCAUUCAUUUUUCUAAUUUCUGGCAUUUAUUUCCCUUUUCUGGUUAAAAAAAGCCCCACCCUUUGAAUAAAAAGGAUUUGUUUAAUAACUGCCAUAUUCACUUAACCACCAUUGCUUUUGCUUCACUAUUACUGCAAAAAAGUCAUAAAAUCGGAUAUAGUCACAUGGUGACUUACUUAACAACCCAAUGACUUUAACUCCCAGGAUACCUCAGCCAACUUAGCUCAACUUCAAUUCUAGAAGUUGAAGCCCUGAAAUCUUAAGGUUGUCAAGGUUAAGAAACAGAUUUAGAAGCUUAUUAGUAUUUUUUUAAAUAAUGUACAGAUCACAGACAUAAACAUUUCCAAAGAGAGAAUUCUGGUUAGAUUUCCAAGGGAACACAAUAUUUCAAAAAAUGAAAAACCUACCUGCAGGGAACACUUCUGGGUUACCAAUACAGAAUAUAUACGCACUAGAUAAAUAUAUCUUUCCCAUCCAUCCACUCCUUUUACUGUGCAACAUGCUUAUAUUCCAUGAUUAAUAAAUGCAAUUGAUUUACGGAGAUCAAAUCCCCAACAAAUUGCAUUAGAUUGUCUCAAAGAACAUUGAGACAAACUUUUCUCAGCUGAGCACAGAUUCCAAAUUAAGGAGUAAUUUAAAUCGUCUUACUUUUGAAAUGUUCUUACAAUUUACAUACCAACAUAUACUUAUACUGGAAUUACGAAGUGCCAAUUACAUAGAGCAUGCGACAGGUAGUCCUUGACUUAAGACUACACCUCAAACCAGAAUUUCCAUUACUAAGCAAGGAGGUUGUUAAAUGAAUUGCACCAGAGUUUACAACCUUUCUUGGCAUGGUUGUUAAAAGAAUCUCAUGGUCAUUAAGCAAAUACAGCUUCUCCCACUGACUGCUUGUCAAAAGCCAACAAGGAAGAUUGCAAAUGGCAGCCAUGUGAGCCCAGUAUGCUACAACUGUCAUAAAUACAUGAUGGCAUUGGUUGCCAAGUUGACCUAAAUUUUAAUCUCAUGACUCUGAAAAUGCUGUGACAGCCAUAAGUGCAAGGACUAGUUUUAAGUUAAUUUUCAGUGUCAUUGUAACUUUGAAAAGUAACUUAAUGAAUGGUUGUAAGUCAAAGACCACCUGUAUCAGAUAUUUUCUGUAUUUAAUAUAUGAAAAAAAUCCAUAAUUUUUAGGUAUAUAUUUGUGCAUCUGAAAUAUAGUUCUUACUGGUUUGGAAAACUAAAAAAGUGCAUCCACUUAAAACAAUAGCUAUUGCGGCUUGGCUACAAAUAUUGUUCUAUUUCUAGAAAUACAUGACAACUGAGUUCAAAGCUACCCAAAAUCUGGAAAGCUUUGAAA